Armigeres subalbatus is the source of this 5528-nucleotide messenger RNA. It is a transcript of the gene Usp47, whose product is annotated as ubiquitin carboxyl-terminal hydrolase 47. The transcript has 15 exons. The coding region runs from base 547 to 4446 and encodes 1299 amino acids. Lineage: Eukaryota; Metazoa; Arthropoda; Insecta; Diptera; Culicidae. Gene Ontology annotation, cellular component: nucleus; cytosol. Gene Ontology annotation, molecular function: cysteine-type deubiquitinase activity. Gene Ontology annotation, biological process: protein deubiquitination. The record is from RefSeq and is a predicted model, not a curated record.
CGUUUGCCGCGGUGCGUUUUCGUAGAUGCGGAUUUCUUCGUGUCGUGAGUGCAUGCAGAAAAAUUAUUGUAACAAUCUUCAGUGUUUGUUCCGGGAGUGCGACAUAAAGUGGGUGAAAUUUGUAAAGUGGUUUGUCCGGUUUCGUGCGUGAGUUUACCGGGUGUGUGCGUUGUGCGAGUUUAGAAUACAGAGGAAGAAAAUGUGCCUCCGCAUUCCGAGGUGAAAAUCGUAACAGAAAUCUGCUGGAAUUUACGCUUUUUCUUCCGGGCGACGAUUCGGAAGAAAGCAACACAACGAACGAGAAGAAAAAGAAGAAGACUCGAAAGGCUUCUGCUUGCCGUGCCUCCGUCCAGUGCUUGUGAGGCUGCCUGGAUUCUGCUGAGCAAAGAAGUUCGCGAAUUUUUGUUUGCGAGAGGCCAAGGUGCCGACAAAUUCCCGGCUAGAGUGUGGAUUAAAUAGCCGGGUAAACGACAGGAAGUAACCUGAAACGAAUUUGGAUAUUUUUACUCGAGGUGUCAUUAGAUUACGACACGUUAACGAUACGCGAUGGUAUGCGUCGAACAGGACCAAGCGUUUUGUGUCAUCGUCGAUCCUCUUCCGGACGCACCGGUGCGCAAAUUCAUCAUCAAAGUACGUGCCCACAACACAGUUGAAGAUCUGUACCGUCAUGUAGAAACGCAAACCUUGUACCAGGUUUUCGAGCUUGAGUUUCCCGCCAAAGAGCUUUCUUUGCAUGAUAAAAAGCACAAAAAAAUAACCGAUGUAGGAAUUGUGCUAGGCAAGACGAAUACUUUUCAUAUUCAUCCCAAAGGGGAAGAUUAUUCAACUUCGGCUAUCACAGUCCAAACAGAUAUGUCCUCCGACGACGAGCUGGGCCUGGGCGCUUCGGCGAGUCCCGUUGAGUCAUCGAACCACAGUAUGCCGGCACCACCACCCCUGCCGGCGCCAGCACUAUAUGGCAUACCGGACACAAGCGAAUCUUAUGCGAUUAAAUCGUCUCGAUUGCGACGAUAUACCGAUGAGCAUUCACAGUCGUCGUCCGCCAACUACCGCGGUCUGGUGAACCAGGCUAUGACAUGCUAUCUGAACAGUUUGCUGCAGGCACUGUUUAUGACUCCAGAGUUUCGGAACGCUCUAUACAACUGGGAGUUCGACGGGAAGGAUGAAGUCAAAUCUAUUCCCUACCAGUUGCAGAAGCUGUUUGUCAACCUGCAAACCUCGCCCAAAUCGUCAGUUGAAACUACUGACCUAACGCGGAGUUUCGGUUGGGAUUCAGCCGAGGGGUGGCAACAGCACGACAUCCAAGAGCUGUGUCGUGUGAUGUUCGAUGCUUUGGAGCAAAAAUUCAAGAAAACCAAACAGGCUGAUUUGAUCAAUCGAUUGUACGAAGGUAAAAUGAUCGAUUACGUCAAAUGCUUGGAUUGCAACACGGAAAAGCAGCGAGAAGAUAAGUUUCUCGAUAUUCCGCUGCCAGUACGGCCAUUCGGAAGUACCGAAGCAUACGAAACCAUCGAAGAUGCAUUGAGGGCGUUCGUGCAGCCGGAAAUCCUGGAAGGAAACAAUCAGUAUCACUGUGAAACUUGUAACAAAAAGUGCGAUGCUCACAAGGGACUCAAAUUCACCAAGUUUCCGUAUAUUCUGACGUUGCAUUUGAAGCGAUUCGACUUUGACUAUCAGACGUUCCACCGAAUCAAGUUGAAUGAUAAAGUCACCUUCCCACAGGCGUUGAAUUUGAAUAACUUUGUCAACAGUACAACAAUUGGUGUCGAUAAAUGUGCAACGGUGGCAGCUGCUGAUUCCGCCAUUACUAUAAAUGGAACUGGGUCUGUUCUGCCGGGCAUGCACAUGGAAACAGCCGAAAACUUUAUGAAGACCUACGAUGAGUGCAGCACCACGGAUAGUGGGUCCGCCCUUGAAGAGGAUUCAUCCUUCCAGAACGGAACGUCCGUGUCGUCCACUACUACCACGCCGAAUGAUCAAUUCAUGAAUCAGGAAGACGACGAAGGAAUCGAUAUGGACCUAAAUGGUGAUAGCAAAUCUCCAUCGGCGAGCAACUUCAACGCACCUGGCCCGUACGUGUAUGAUUUGUUCGCCAUCAUGAUCCACUCGGGCAGUGCUUCCGGAGGCCACUACUACGCCUACAUUAAGGAUUUCAACAGCAGCAAGUGGUACUCGUUCAAUGAUCAAACAGUUUCACCGAUCACACAAGACGAUAUCCAGAAAUCCUUUGGGGGCAAUUCUUCGAAGACAUAUUACUCCGGAGCGUACAGUUCCAGCACCAACGCUUACAUGUUGAUGUACCGACAGGUCGAUUCGUCCAAAAACACUUCUCCCAUUAAGGAAGAAGACUUCCCGGAACACAUCAAAAAACUGGCCAUCAAAAUUCGAGAUUCGGAUGGAUGUCGCAACAAGGUGGACACCGACGCUGUGACAGUCAAGGUGUAUUUCAGUAACCCCCGCACGCUGGCCGUCAAGAGUUACAAAAUGUACCUCCUCAAUGAAAACACAUUGACGGAAACACUGGAGGAAGCGUACCGAGUGCUGCAUGUGAAAGGUCUUGUGCCGAUGGAGCGGUGCCGUCUCGUAGGCUAUGAUCGAAAAACUGACUGGAUCGAGAAGAGCUUCGAAGGGCAGGAGGAACACAGGAUUGACGAUAUUAUGCAAGAACUAAAUCGAUGUAGUGAACUGCUGUUGGAGACACGGGAAGAGCACGAAGUAUUCGAGCCGUAUCUCCUGGACGGUUUGAUGACUAAGGUUUUCCGAGUGGACAUAGCUAGCCGAGACGUCGAUGGACCGUACUCAAUUCGGGUGAGCAAAAGUCAAACGGUUUUGGACUUCAAGCAGAUUCUGGCACGCAAGUUCCGAUUGCACGAGGACAGUCUCGUUCUCGGAUUGAAUUACUACAAGGUUGGAAGCAAAAUAUUGUCCAACAACGGUGCCACCUUGAAGGAAGAGAACAUAAUAGAGUACUCCAAGGUAUUCGUGGCGGUAAACUGUCCUGAUGAUCCGGAGUUUGAAAACAAAUUCAAGCAAUUUGUUCUCCGCUUAGAUCAUUUGAUUGGAAUCUACUUCGUUCUUCCCAACAUGGACUCGGAUACGAUGAAAAAGUUAUCUAUUCCACCAUUCGUUCCGAAGGCGCUGCCGCAGAUAAAUGGCAACGCAACCGACGUGCAUAUGGCUGGUACCGACAGCAACAGCGAGGACAGCAGUUUGAGUGACAAUGACCGCACUUUGGUGGAAGACGACGUCCAUACGAAGCUGAAUGGCGAAAAUAGCAAUUUGCAUUUCACCAACGGUGUUUCGCCAACUACUAACGGUUUCAAGGACGCGGACGAUGACGACGAAGAGGAAUCCUAUCUGGCGCAAUGUAGGAAUAAUGACUUCUAUUUCAAGGUGGCUCCGCUGGUGUACCAACAACUGAACAACGACACGGGAGAACAUGAAGAGAUUAGCCACAGUAGUAGCAGCAGCAGUGAUAGUGAAAAGGUGAUCAAGGUUCUGAUUGACAAACGUGCCAAUCAUGGAUAUCUAAAAUAUAGACUGCAGUCAUAUUUGAAAGUACCGAUGGAGUAUUUCAAAUUGUUUAAGAACUCAGCAAGUAGUCAGCAAGAGAUCACACUACUCAAAGAGGAACUUAAUGCAUACACCGAUGGUGAUCGUCUUACUAUUGAACUCGGCCGCGUUCUACGAAAGGGUGAAUACAAAAUCAACCUUUACUACUUCAACGUGAACGAGAUCGUUGACGACCUUGAUAAGUUACCGUUCCUGUGCAACUGGAUUGUCCGGAACGGGCAAGAGGUGGGCCACAUCAAGAGGGAUGUUUUGGCACAUCUAGCUACAUCCGAUAGUAAAUACAACCAGCUGACGUUCGACCGCUGUAGGCUGCGAAGAAAGACAUGGAAGAGCAUCUCCAAGGUUUACACCGACGAGCAGAAAGUCGGCGAGGAGGUUGCAUUGACCAACAGCUCCGAUAUGAUUCUUCAAGAAGUGGACGAUCUUCCCAGUGUAACACCUACACAUUACAACGACACCGUUCUGCUGAUCAGACGAUGGUAUCCAAGUGAAAUGAAAUUAGGAAAAAUGCAGGAAAUUUUAUUCCCAAACAAAUGUGAACUGAAGAACCUGUUUUCCAAAAUCAGCGAAAUUCCCGAGGAAAACGUUGAGUACGUUAAGGUGCAAGCGCGUGAUUCGGUGUCGAUUUUGCAGAUCCACAACAGCUUACACUGGUCGUCGAGCGAAAUUAGGUCCAACGAUUGUAGCAGUAGUUUCCAAGACGGUGACAUCCUGUACUAUAGAGAUAAAACCGAACCACUGGCGGAACUAACGGCCGAGGAACGCAAAGAACUGACCAAGAAAGACAUCCGCAGCAGUUCGACCUAUUCGCCGCGCAAAGAACGGGCCCUGAAGAUCUACGUGGAUGCCUCGCCGAAGAAGGCCGACGACUGAUUGCAGCUGACGACCGAAGGCAGCAGCGGUAUCAAACGGAGAAAGUGUUGUAUCUGAUCGACCGGGAGGAGAAGUCGAAGUCUGAGUCAGUAGAAAGGAAAGUGUGAAAAGCGUCAUUAGUAGCCCGAGCAGAGCACGCUGCAUCAGCAUCAAGCUUUUAUAGGCGGGGCAAUUAAACGAUGGUCCUGAUGUGCGAUGCGCCUGGCCUGUCACUGCAUGUUGAGUUUGUGUAAAAAAGGAAAAUGAUCCAAGAACUGUUGUAUUAUAGAUCCAUUUGAUGUGGAGUUGAGAUAGAACAAAAAAAAGUCUCAACUACUGUCCAAUUCCCAUUAGAUGAGCUCGUAUUGCAUUGAAUUGAUUUUUUGAUUGAUUUGUACUUUAUUAAUUAUCUAUUGUUAUCUUUGUUUAAGAAGAGGGAUCGAGAGCGUUUCAUAUAUGAUUUACCUAUUUGAAUAUUAAUUUCUCCUGUGUUCAAAAUUUUGGUCAGUUUAAAUUCGCGGAUGGGAAAUGCGCGGUUCCAUUGAUCAGAGGUCAGUCACAGGUAAUUUAUGGAAGUCUUUAUUUCUGUGUGUGCAUCUCAGAAUUAUUGCCUUUAUCCAUUUGACAUUUUCUGGGAGAUAAUUUGAGUCACAUAUGAUACAUAUAAUUAACACUAUCUGAAAAAUGGUAUCGUAAUUCAACAUUUGAACGAAAUUUUAUAACAUAGAUUCUGACCACUUCUAAAGAACCUAAUUCUGGGCUUCAUUAUUCUGCGCAUACGCAUAAGGCCUAUCAUGAAUUAUUUAUGUCCAUAGUAUUUUCUAAGUUGAUGAAACUAUUAUUGCAUCGGCUCACAUCAUGUAUUCAUGUAAAUCAAUCUGUAUUGCUUUGACCAUGCUCUGGAAAAUUCUCAUUCACUAUUUUUCUACUACAUUUCUGUUAGGUACUGGCAAUGUGCAUCUUUCAUGUCCUCUGUCUUUUUACAUUCAUCGUUCAGUUUAUUCUAUGUACUGUUGUAGGUAUCCACUCGUCAUUGACGUUUCUACAUAAAUUGCAAAAAUAUGUGAAGCAAAUGUGAGAAUAAAAAUUACUACUGCUCUGAA